Caenorhabditis remanei is the source of this 390-nucleotide messenger RNA. RefSeq lists its product as uncharacterized. Bases 1 to 390 code for a protein of 129 amino acids. The transcript is spliced from 4 exons. Lineage: Eukaryota; Metazoa; Nematoda; Chromadorea; Rhabditida; Rhabditidae. The record is from RefSeq and is a predicted model, not a curated record.
AUGGCAUCUGUCUCGAUUCGAGUGCGAAACGAGGAUGGAGAUGACUUCGUCGUCUCUCCGAGAGAUGUCGUUGAUAAUAUCAAUGAGAUAGAAUCUCGACGUAACAGUCGUCGAGAUUCCACUCCAGCGUCAUCAAUCCGAAGAAGUCGCCCGUCUUCUGCGUAUUUUAAUGAGAAUGGUGAACCAAUCGAGGGAAUUACAAGGGCGAGGAAGUCGAAGAGUGUGCGGGAUGCGGAACCAGGAUUACGAUCAAUGUUGUACGGAUUGUCACAGAGACAAGAAAAAGAAGAAGCUGAAGCGAAAAAGUUGGCGAAGAAGAUGAUAAGUGAGUUAGGGAGCACACGUACUUGUAGUCGGAGGGAACACUUGGAACACAUGUUGGGCAAAUAA